Trichechus manatus latirostris (Florida manatee) is the source of this 2083-nucleotide messenger RNA. It is a transcript of the gene IRF1, whose product is annotated as interferon regulatory factor 1. Gene Ontology annotation, cellular component: nucleus. The coding region runs from base 236 to 1216 and encodes 326 amino acids. Gene Ontology annotation, molecular function: RNA polymerase II cis-regulatory region sequence-specific DNA binding; DNA-binding transcription factor activity, RNA polymerase II-specific. The record is from RefSeq and is a predicted model, not a curated record. Gene Ontology annotation, biological process: regulation of transcription by RNA polymerase II; immune system process. NCBI's taxonomy places the organism in Eukaryota, Metazoa, Chordata, Mammalia, Sirenia, Trichechidae. The transcript has 10 exons.
CUCCGCCGCGCCGCUUCUCUGGCAGAGCGCGCCACUCCAUCGCCGAGGUAGGACGUGCACCAGAGCGGUGCCGAGCUGAGUCCAGCCGGAGCCGUGCCAAGCCAAGGCCAGCCCUGCCCCGCGGCUCCGCGACUCAGGCAUCCUCCGCUUUCUCCACUUCCCACACCGAUCGCACUCCCCGCGCCCGCACAGCAGUCCCCGCCGCGCCGGCACCCUCGGGCGCUGGAGAGCCAACAUGCCCAUCACUCGGAUGCGCAUGAGACCCUGGCUAGAGAUGCAGAUUAAUUCCAACCAAAUCCCAGGGCUGGUCUGGAUUAAUAAAGAGGAGAUGAUCUUCCAGAUCCCGUGGAAGCAUGCUGCCAAGCAUGGCUGGGACAUCAACAAGGAUGCCUGUCUGUUCAGGAGCUGGGCCAUUCACACAGGCCGAUACAAAGCAGGGGAAAAGGAGACGGAUCCCAAGACAUGGAAAGCCAACUUCCGCUGUGCCAUGAACUCGCUGCCAGACAUUGAGGAGGUGAAGGACCAGAGCAGGAACAAGGGCAGCUCAGCUGUGCGGGUGUACCGGAUGCUCCCACCCCUCACCAAGAACCAGAGGAAAGAGAGAAAGUCCAAGUCUAGCCAAGAUGCUAAGAGCAAGGCCAAGAGGAAGUCAUGUGGGGAUUCCAGCCCCGAUACCUUCUCCGAUGGACUCAGCAGCUCCACCCUGCCUGAUGACCACAGCAGCUACACAGCUCAGGGCUACUUGGGGCAGGACUUGGAGGUGGAACGGGCCCUCACUCCAGCGCUCUCACCGUGUGCUGUCAGUAGCACUCUCCCUGACUGGCGCAUCCCAGUGGAAAUCUUGCCUGACAGCACCAGUGAUCUGUACAACUUCCAGGUGUCGCCCAUGCCCUCCACCUCUGAAGCUGCAACAGAUGAGGACGAGGAGGGGAAACUACCUGAGGACAUCAUGAAGCUCCUGGAGCAGUCAGAGUGGCAGCCGACAAGUGUGGAUGGGAAGGGGUACCUGCUCAAUGAGCCUGGGGUCCAGCCCACCUCUGUCUAUGGAGAUUUCAGCUGCAAGGAAGAGCCCGAAGUUGACAGUGCUGGGGGGGAUGCUGGGCUGAACAUACACCGCGUCUUCACAGAUCUGAAGAACAUGGACUCCAGCUGGUUGGAUAGCCUGCUGACCCCAGUCAGGAUGCCCUCUAUCCAGGCCAUUCCUUGUGCACCGUAACUGGACUGCUGACCGCCUUUUGCUCCCCUGAACAAGCAGGACCUUGUAUCAUGGUGGCUCUGGUACAGAGAAGCAGGACUCUUAUAGGCCCCGUUGACACGGCAAAGUGCGACCCCACUGCCUAGUGGGGAUGGGUUCUCCUUCCUUGGGUUAGCAGGCUUCUCAGGGCCUGGCAGGCCAGGGCCUGGGCUCACCUUUGGGGUAAAGCUGGACCUGCCUCCCAGGAAGUUGGGGUUCUGAAAUUGGUGUGUCAAAUGGAGGGCUCAGACAGGAGUCAGCCUCUAGCUUUUCCCUCUGAGCCCAGCUGCCUAGAUAGGGUCUCUCUGUCACUGAGCUGGCCUGAGGAGCACAGACCAGUGACCUCAGAAAAGUAUAGCACCAACCCCAGGGCUGGUUCUGCACUAAGAGACAAUUGCACUAAGUGACUCCUGUUCCCAAAGACCCGCCUCCCUUCCCAGCUGAGCCCUGGGGACUGUUCCAAAGCCAGUGAAAUGUGAAGGAAAAAUGGAGUCCUUCUGGAUAGUGCUCCUCAGCCUGAGAGGAGCUAUGCCCUGCUCCCUCCACAGGCUGAGGGGCUUGGGAAAAAAACAUGGCACUUUUUCUUGUGGACUUUGCCACAGUUCUGAUCAGAGGUGUACACUAAUGUUUCCCUCAAGCUGAAAGCCUUUGCAUUUAUUUAUACAGUGCCUUGCCCUGCACUCACCCCACCCCCUCAGGCCCCACAGCCCUCAGCAGGCCCAGGGAGGGAAGUGUGAGUGCCUUGGUGUGACUUACAAUUGGAAACGCCAUCUAACCACUAAGUCGUGUGACCACAUGUACACGUGUGUAAAUAUGUACAUUUGUCUUUUUAUAAAAAGUUUAAUUGUU